Messenger RNA from Gloeophyllum trabeum ATCC 11539, 1139 nucleotides. Its product is annotated as NAD P-binding protein. Bases 162 to 929 code for a protein of 255 amino acids. Lineage: Eukaryota; Fungi; Basidiomycota; Agaricomycetes; Gloeophyllales; Gloeophyllaceae. The transcript has 8 exons. The record is from RefSeq and is a predicted model, not a curated record.
AGCACGCAACACUAGAGGCUUGUCGGACUCAGCAACGCCAUUCAAGUAGAAAGGCAAGCUCUAUUGCGAGGAUCUGACUAAGACUGCCCGAUAGACCGGGAGCGUCUUGUAAUAAGAACCGUGUGCUGGGGUGAUACUGGGGUCAUAGCACUCUGUUCAACAUGAUGAGCGUCAGACCCAUCUUAGUUGUCGCGGGUGUAGGGAACGCUGCAGGCACGGGAGCUGCUACUGCGCGGGUAUUCUCCAAGGCUGGCUACCGUGUCGCCCUGCUCGCUCGCAACGCAGACAGCCUCAACAACCUUGCAUCCCAGCUGACCAAAGCAGGCGGAGAGGCUCACCCGUUUGCUCUGUCAUCUUACGCACCUCAGGCUAUCCGCGAUGCCUUCGCCUCUAUCCGGAAACAAUGGCCCAAAGAGCAGGGCAACGAGAUCCGAGCAGCCCUUUGGAAUACAGCUGCCGCGGUGUGGAAGCCAUUCCUAGAAGUCACAGACGAGGAAGUCAAGGAGAGCCUCGAUGUGAACGUUGCGGCCGCGUUUGCGUUCUCGAGAGAGGCAAUCCUGGAAUUCAAGAAUAAUGAUCUAAACGAUUUGGGUAAACGAGGAACCCUCAUCUUCACCGGAGCUACGGCGUCCACUCGGGGAAACGUGACUACUUCCGCAUUCGCAGUCGGCAAGUUCGGACUGCGCGCUCUAUCACAGAGUCUUGCCAAGGAAUUUGGUAAAGAGAAUAUCCAUGUAAACCAGGCAAUUAUCGACGGUCCCAUCCUAACGGAUCGCCAGCGAGCACGGCAUGACGCGACCUGGGAGGCGGACGAGAACGUCCGGCUCGAUCCCGAGAGCAUCGCCAAGUCCUACCUCUACCUGGCGAAUCAGGAUCGCAGUGCGCUCACUUGGGAGCUGGACCUCCGUCCAGCGCAUGAGAAGUGGUAGGCGGGGGUUAGGGCCAAGGUGCCGGCGGCGGUGGGAUGGCUGUGAGUAUCAUCAACCAAAGAUAUGAUUUGAGCUGGGUGCGAUAUCAAGUCUGGGAACCUCGUGUGUUGGGUGGUGAACAAAACCAAUGUGUAUGUAAGAAUAGGAAGAUUUCGGUGCCCAUCGCGCUUGAUACCUCCAAAUAGCUAUCAUCCACAAACCCCCCCAAAG